This is a messenger RNA of Medicago truncatula (barrel medic), 4192 nucleotides long. RefSeq names its product cell division cycle 20.2, cofactor of APC complex. Gene Ontology annotation, cellular component: anaphase-promoting complex. NCBI's taxonomy places the organism in Eukaryota, Viridiplantae, Streptophyta, Magnoliopsida, Fabales, Fabaceae. The transcript is spliced from 3 exons. The coding region runs from base 201 to 1511 and encodes 436 amino acids. Gene Ontology annotation, biological process: anaphase-promoting complex-dependent catabolic process; positive regulation of ubiquitin protein ligase activity; positive regulation of anaphase-promoting complex-dependent catabolic process. The record is from RefSeq and is a predicted model, not a curated record. Gene Ontology annotation, molecular function: protein binding; ubiquitin ligase activator activity; anaphase-promoting complex binding.
UUCUUUACUUUACUUUACUGAGUUCCCUUCAUUUCUCUUCCCGCUCUCGCGCGCGAUCUCCUUCUUUCUCUUAUCGAUCGGAUUCCCUUCAAUUUUACAACAAUACUUUCAUUCAAUAAUCUCUGUUUCUUUUAUUUUGUUUCCGAAUCGAAAUUAUCUGAAUUUACUUUCAUUCUAUUUUUGCAGGUAGGUUAACAUCGAUGACACCAUUCCCUCUUCUACAACGCUUCCUUCAUCUCGACGAUGAUAACAACUCUCGCUGGCAUCAAAACAUCGACCGGUUCAUCCCGAAUCGAUCAGCUAUCGAUUGGGAUCACGCCACCACCAUCCUAUCAACAACUACGACCAAUGUUACAAAGGAGAAUUUGUGGCUCGCUUCAAACGUUUACCAGAAGAAACUUGCCGAAGCUGCUGACCUGCCAACACGAAUUUUAGCUUUCCGCAAUAAACCUCGAAAACGCAAUGUUAUUUCCCCUCCUCCUCCUCCCCGGUCCAAACCUAUGCGAUAUAUUCCUAAGACUUGUGAGGGUACUUUCGAUCUUCCUGAUCUCUCGGACGAUUUCUCCUUGAAUUUGUUAGAUUGGGGCUCACGUAAUGUCCUUAGCAUCGCACUUGAUCAUACCAUUUAUUUUUGGAAUGCCUCGGAUAGUUCCGGGUCUGAAUUUGUCACUGUCGAUGAAGAAGAGGGUCCGGUCACAAGUGUGUGUUGGGCUCCAGAUGGACGCCAUUUAGCCGUUGGAUUGACGAAUUCACAUGUUCAGCUCUGGGAUACCGCUGCUAACAAACAGCUAAGGACAUUAAAGGGCGGACACAGAGCAAGAGUGGGCUCAUUGGCUUGGAACGGUCAUGUUCUCACAACAGGGGGUAUGGAUGGUAAGAUUGUAAACAAUGAUGUUAGAUUGAGAUCUCAGAUCAUCAACACAUACAGGGGACACCGACGUGAGGUUUGCGGGCUCAAAUGGUCACUCGAUGGAAAACAACUGGCAAGUGGGGGUAACGAUAAUGUCGUUCACAUAUGGGAUAUGUCUGCUGUUUCUUCAAAUUCACCUACCCGUUGGCUUUAUAGGUUUGAUGAACACAAAGCUGCUGUGAAGGCACUGGCUUGGUGUCCUUUUCAGGGUAAUCUAUUGGCUUCUGGUGGAGGCGGAGGUGAUUGUUGCGUAAAGCUAUGGAACACGGGCAUGGGUGAACGCAUGAAUUCUGUUGAUACGGGAUCGCAGGUAUGUGCUUUGCUCUGGAGCAAAAAUGAGCGCGAGCUUCUUAGCUCACAUGGUUUGACUCAGAACCAGCUUACCCUUUGGAAGUAUCCUUCAAUGUUGAAGAUUGCCGAGCUUCAUGGUCACACCUCGAGGGUGCUGCACAUGACACAGAGUCCAGAUGGGUCUACUGUGGCAUCUGCAGCCGCAGCCGCAGACCAGACCCUGAGAUUUUGGGAAGUCUUUGGAACCCCCCCAGCAGCACCACCAAAGAGAAAUAAGAUGCCCUUUGCUGAUUCCAACCGUAUCCGUUGAAGUUGAAUAGAUUGUUCCAUUAUUCGUUUUCCCCACUGCCACCGCACGUUUGUGGGUGUUUCACCGUGAAAAUAGAGAAGCUACUAUUUGUAGCUUUACUGUAGACGCUCUUUUACUUUGUUGCCACCGCCAAAACAAACACUCACGAAGUCUCUCUUUUUGGUAGUCUUACCCUUAGAGUGUGUUUGGUACCCUUAGGUUUUUUGAUAGUUCUACCAUACCCUUAGUUUUUGUAGGUGCACAAAUGUAUAGAUACAUACCAAUUUUUUUACGGGAAGAUACAUGCAAUUGGUUAUAUAAGCAAAUGCUUAUAUAAUCUGAGUAAGUUAGCAGUUGGUGAGGUCUGGUUGUGCGCUGUUGCUUGUUAAUUGUCGCGAGGUUUGUUGUUUGUUGUUCGGUUUUGCUUACUGAAGUGAGGGGUGGAAGGUGUGGCACCUUUGUGAUUUGUGUUUUGUUUUACUCUGGCUCCUGCAAGGGUCAUGGUUUACACUCGGUGUCUUCCUGCAUAAAGGCAUGUAUGGUGUCUUCCUGCGUAAAGGUAUAUUGGUGGUAACUUGCUUGGUGUUGGGUUGCAUCUUAUUUUUGGUCCUAUUCCGUCUUGGUUCUUCUAUGCUUUUGUUGGCCUGGCCUGGUGGUAAACUUGGUCUCGUUUCGGAACCAGUUCCACUUCAGGGUUUGGAGGUUAGUCCAUAUUUUUAGGGGCGCUCUGGUUGUGCUUUUGGGUUUUUUCUGGGCCCUUGUUAGCUUCAGUUAUGGUUGCUGAUGUGUUGUUAUUGCUUUUGGUCACUGGUUUGCAGUUUUGAAGGACAUUUUCCCGGUUUUAGUUUUAACUUUGUACUUGUAUAGUUGGAGUUGGGGGCUAUUUGUUGUGGGAGCAGGUUUAGUGUAGUUUUGGCUUCAUCUGUUUCUGUUUUUCUAGAGUAUGCUGCUGCUGUGUUUAGCCUCUGAACGUUAACUAGCGGGGUAUUAGCGUUUAUCAUGUUUGUGAACUUUAUCCGCAUCUUCAAGUCCAAGGUCAUAGCCAUGUCCGUAACCUCAUCAGUCGACUAUAUUUCAGACAUUAAGCCAACUACCAUGUUCGUCUCCGUCAAAUGGUCAAACGAUGCUCCUUCAAGGAGACAGUGCACGUUUACAAUCACUGCUGCAAGAGUUCUCGUACACCUUGAUUAUCUGGGCACUGAAUUUUACUUUGGAAUUAACUUGGCACAGUAAAAAAUGGAAAUUUUGUAAUCUGUGUGCAACUGCAACUCAUUUGUUAAUUCGGUGUUUUGAAUUGCCUUCAUUGUCAUAUGUCCAAAUUCUCUUUUGCUUACUCUGUUACUGGUUGUUUCUUUGUUCAUUGUUUCGUUAAAUUCAACCAAAAGCACGCCUUGUUGGGAUGUUCAUUGAGCUUUAAAAUUAGUCGUGUCAGUGAAGGUUUUUGCAGUACUUUUAGCUAAGUAUAUUUAUUUUAAUACUUGUUUGCCACUCCCACAUGUAGUAAUUAAUGUCAAGCAUGAAAGCAUAAAAGCUGAGAGAGAUUGAUUGUUUUCUUUGUAGUUAUUGGACUUACUUUCUGGCUAUGGUGGUGGGAGCUGUGGUGAAGUGUGUUUCCUUAGACCAAUGAUUAGUUCAACUGAAAAUUCGACCGACCAUGGAGUUGUUCCAUUGAGAAGAUGGGAACUGAACAAUGUUAUUUGUCUGAAAAAACAGCUCAGGUUGGCUCUGAGUGUUGUUUAGACAACGAACAAAGAAUGCUUGGUACCGUGUUGACCAAUUCUGGUAUUGAUGAAAAUUCAAAUUAAGUUUCUGUGAAUAUGAUGGGAAAUUUUGUUAUUCAACUGCCUGAACUACCUCAUCCUUUCUAAGAAAUUCUUGCCAGACUUUAGAAGGUUCAUGUAUUCAACAAAGUACCUCUGAACAACUCCCUGUUUUUCGAUCUGACUAUAAAUCAGAAAACAGAUGUCCUCAACAUGUUCAAAAUGAACCUGGAGAAAUGAGUGAUGCAGUAACUGGCCUUGUUGCUGAAGAGCAGACACAAUCUGUUCCUGCUCAAGUAACUCAAACUCGGUGAAUGAGCUAUUGGAUCCACCUUCUGGCGAAAAGUAUUAGUUUCUCAAAACAAACCUGGUGAAAUGUUUGAUGCAGUAACUGGCCUUGUUGAAGACCAAACGCAAUCUGUUCCUGCUCAAGUGAACACAGAUUCUGUGAACUAGCCUUCCGGAGAUGUUGUGAAAAAUAUUAGUUCUGAUUGUUCAGAAAGGAAGUCCUCAGGUCAUUUGCGAGUGAAACAUGGGGAUAAAAAAAGAUCGAAAUUAUAGAAGUAUAUAUUAAGGUUGCUGGGGAGCAGUGACAGAGCUCUGCGGUCAAGAGAUAAUAAACCUAAACCUCCUGAACCAAUUAAUAAUGUUGCCGAGACAAUAGAAAGGAAGAAGAAAAAGACAAGAAAUGAGGGAAUUAAUGCUCAAUUUUCUAGAAUCAGAGCUCAAUUGAGAUAUUAUUUGAACCGAAUAAGCUACGAGCAAAGCUUGAUUGAUGCUUAUUGUGGUUAGGGCUUGUAAGGAUCCAGGUGUGUUAAUUGUACCGUUACCUUGUGAUUUGGUUAGCUUGUAAUCUAUAUUUGGAUUUGCAUCCCUGAUUUAUGUUUGACCUUAGCUCAUAUACAUGAUGAUGAUAAUAAUAAUAUCAGUUCUAUUGGUUAA